Messenger RNA from Entamoeba invadens IP1, 831 nucleotides. RefSeq names its product ankyrin repeat-containing protein, putative. The transcript has a single exon. Gene Ontology annotation, molecular function: protein binding. The record is from RefSeq and is a predicted model, not a curated record. The coding region runs from base 1 to 831 and encodes 276 amino acids. NCBI's taxonomy places the organism in Eukaryota, Evosea, Mastigamoebida, Endamoebidae.
AUGAAAAAGAAGGCGAUCGUAGACGACUUCGAAAGCGACGUGACCACCCAGCCGGGUCAUAAAACCGUGAAAGAAAAAGUGUCGAGCUUAUACACUUAUUUGGUAGGGAGCAACGAAGAUAAGUUGAUUCAAGCUGUCUUUGACGGCAAUCAGAGCCGUGUUAUGGAGCUUAUAGAUAAGGGAGCAGACCAGUGUGUUAUUGAUAAAGAUGGAAACACAUUGGUACACGUCGCGGUAAAGGGAAGACAAGGUGACAUGUUUGGGUUGUUGGCGAAUCUUGGGAUGGACGUUAAUUGUGUAAACGAAGAUGGGGUCACACCACUGAUAUAUGCGAUCCAACUUGGGUUUGACGAUGUUGUGACUGAACUCCUGCGAAUCAAAGGAAUUGACGUCAACCACCGAGAUCAUUCAGGACGGACCGCCCUUCACCAUUGUGCCAUUUGUGGUAACGCAACAGUAGCGGAUAUUUUGCUUGAAAAUGGAAUUGGAAUUGACCACACAGAUGUGACCAACAAUACUGCGUUGCAUUUGUGCUGCGAAAGAGACACGUUCAACGUUGCGAAGGUGCUGUUGCGAUGGAACGCGUGUCUCUUCCACAAGAACCAACACGGGUUUACCCCACUUGGCACCGCAGUGAAUAACAGAAAUAGAAACAUGAUCAAACUGAUGACUGCUGCAAUGAAGGGGACCGACCACCCAGACUUUGACAAGAACAUUGACAAAAUGAUGGAUUUGACCCAUGACCUUGAUUAUUAUAAGAAAGUCCUCAAUACAAUGCCAGUGCACUUUACGAAGGACAAGAAUGACUUUGAAGAUGUGCGCCAGGCAUAA